UGCACUCCGCCGCCUGCGCCUCGAGCCGCUCCUCCCCCCACUGCUCCCCUCCACCAUCGUCAUCAUUGUUGUUGUUGUUAUUGCUGCUGUUGUUGUUGCUGCUGUUCCCGCCUGGCUCCCACCCGGCUCCCACCGCUGCAUCUCUCGCGUGUAUUUUCAGGCUUUUAAGAUGGAAGACACGGCAACAGCUUUAAAAACAGAAUCCAGAGGUGCAGGUGGAACGAGAGAAUACAAGAUUGUGAUGCUGGGACCUGGUGGAGUUGGAAAAAGUGCAAUGACGAUGCAGUUCAUCAGCCACCGCUUCCCUGAAGACCACGAUCCAACUAUCGAGGAUGCCUAUAAAACACAAGUCCGCAUUGAUGAUGAAACGGCACACCUUGACAUUUUGGACACUGCAGGACAAGCGGAGUUUACAGCCAUGCGUGACCAGUACAUGCGCGCAGGCGAAGGAUUUAUCAUCUGCUACUCCAUUACCGACCGCCGCAGUUUCCAGGAGGCUGCUCAGUUCAAACAGCUCAUCUAUCAAGUCCGUCACACGUACGAGGUUCCUGUGGUGCUUGUGGGCAACAAGACCGACUUGGGAGAAAUUCGCCAGGUCUCGCAGGAAGAGGGCCGAUCACUGGCACGAGAGUUUAGCUGCCAGUUCUUUGAGACGUCAGCCGCGCUGCGGCAGUACGUGGACGAGGUAUUCUACGCUGUCGUGCGGGAAAUCCGCCGCAAGGAGCACGAUGCCAUGGUGGCGAUGGAGAGACGGUCCAAAAGGAAGGAGAGCCUUUGGAAAAAGCUCAAGGGCUCCCUGAAGUCUAAAAAGAGAGAGAACGUCACAUGAGUUUCACAGGUCGCAUAUGCCUUCAGCGGCUGAGGAUAUUUACACCUCGCAAGCUGGCACUAAUCUCUAUAAAUCAUAGGUUAGACUCGUGCACUGUGGCUUAAUGUGUUUCUCAAUAUUUCAUCAGGUUUUGUUUGAUUAGUUUGAGGUGGGCUUGUUUACGGCACGUGGAACGGUGCCACGUACCGUGGAACCCGCAUAAUAUCCAAUUUAUGACUAUCAUUCACCACCCUUACACACAUCACUGACUUAAACAUCUGUGCUUGAUGCAAAGUAAUGUUUAAAUUAUUUUUCUUAAAAUUUUAAAAGUCUGUCUCCUCGCUAAUGAGCGUGGGGAAGUGCUCGUCUCGCUUUUGGAAGGUUUGAGGCAGUGCUGGAACUUUCAAGACAGAUGAAAGGCCAAGUCUAUUCUGACCCAAAUGAGCAAGUCGCCCAGUAUGAUAACUGCGGCGAAUAAAAAACGAAGUGUUAUACCUCCUCUUGGAAUAUAUUGAAAAGAGCUCAAGUAGGAAAACACGAAUUGAUUUGAAUGAAUGAGAAUUGGUUUCGAUUUAAAGCUUUCGUGACUGCAGGGAUCCAUCUUCUUGGUUCUUUCGGUAAAGUCACGUAGAAGGGAAGCAAUAAAAUAAUAAAAAUAAAACAUAAUAAAAUAAAAUAAUUCUCACCUGAGGACGGCUGCUUGCGUUGUGGCCGAAACGUCGUGAGAAUUAUUUUAUUUUAUUAUGUUUUAUUUUUAUUAUUUUAUUGCUUCCCUUCUACGUGACUUUACCGAAAGAACCAAGAAGAUGAAUGAGAAUUGGUUUACGUCCCUAAUAUAGGCAAAUUCUUAACCCUCCACCACCCAACAUCGCUAAACAAAUCACGUUUAUUUGGCUGUGUCAAUUGUGAAUAUUAUUAUUGGCCAUGAAAUCCUGUGAUAAAUGAUAUUGUUGUGAGACAGAAAAACAUCACUUCAUCUCUGAUAGGCAAUGACUGUUCUAAUAUUUGCACUUUCAUCUUAGUGGCAUUUGUACAAUGAUCAUGCAUUUCUCACCCCAUUUAAAUCACAUAAUGUCUUAUUUUGAAAUCUCGUCUUGAAAGCUAAAAUGAAUAAGAAUGAAACAUACCUGGUGUGUUUACAUAAUAAUGGUCACACAGGUUUUCCAAAAAUAUACAUACAUCUGUUUUCCCAAUGUGUAGAAGGUCACCUGUUUUGUGGUGAAUGUCCCCAGAAGUACAAGGAUGACUUUGCAUCAAGUAUGGGUAGCUAACUACAUUGCAUUGUAUUUGGUCAGUGUGAAACUUUUUUUGGCACAAAUACAAGAGUCUGAUGUUAAGGGGUGGUGGGUGCUGUCGAUUUGAGGGUAUUUUCCUGGUUUGUAAUUUUUAUGAUCACGGAAGUUAACCGCCAGUUUACUUUUAGGACAUCCUUUCAACUUAAAUAUUGACUUGUGCUUAGAAUCACUGUAUUGCUCAUUCAACAGUUGUGUUUAUUUAUAUGACCACUUAAAGUAAAUUAUAAAGCAAACCAGAAUACAUUAUUUGAAUUCAAAUUUGCAACAACAAAAAAAAACGUCAAAGUAGUCUUUUGGACAUUUACAUUUCCUUAAACUUGCCUUAUGUUUACUGUAGCUUAACAGAAUUAGAUUUCAAAAGUUCAGCUCGCAUGGUUGUUCUCACUGUGGGAAGGGUAACCCGCUUGAACGUGAUUAUAUUUGGUUUUCUUAAUAUGAUAUUUUAUAAUCCAUUUACCUUCAUGUAGACAUGGUAGGGCAAUUUAUCACAACUGGACACCUACUUUUUUAUUCCACGUUAUGAUCGAGUUGCAUACAAAACUGAUGACAUGGUAAAACAAACUGCUGAUAAUUUCACAAUGAUCUGUAGAUGUUACAGUUGGAGCUUAUUUAUUUUGUUUCAGGAAUGAAAGGCUAUUUUUUUUAAUAUUGCUCAAGUUGUACUUAUUUAUAAUCCAUUUAUAAUUAAACACAUUUAGAUGUAAAUGCAAAUAAUUACUAACAGACUAAUACCAAAAACAUGUUAAUGUUAAUUUUAGUCGGCACUCUCUAAAUUUCAAAGUUUGUCAUUUAUAUAUAUAAAUAAAAAAACGUACAAUUAAAAGAAAAAGGUGAUUCCAUUACAGCAAAAGUAUUUUAAAAUUAUGAACAAAUCCUUUAGCAGUGACAGUUAAAGUUAUUGUGGACUAUGAUAUGCUUACAUAUUCAGUCCUUCAAAGCAUCGUCAUUAGUUGAAGAUUCAUGAUCUUGCUCCAUAUCGUUAAUUUGCCAUUUUUAAUUAACCUCAGGUCUACGUUGCAAAGCAAAAUUACAGUUGCAAUACAAGAGGUUGUAAUAAGUGUUAUUUAAAAAAAUCACCACCAGUCAAACUGACAACUGGAAUGGGGUGUCCAGAACAUGGUAUCCAGAACAUGGUAUCCACAUCAUGUUAAUGAAGACCAAUGUUCAUAUCACCAAGACUGUUUGCAAAUGGUAAUCAUGUUAACUAGUCCUCUCUGGUUCUUUCGGUAAAGUCACGUAGGUAUAAAAUAGUGAUUUGUUUUAUUUUCUACCUACGUGUAUUUACCGAAAGAACCAAAGAGUAUGGAUUCCUGCAGUCACGAAAGCUUCAAAUCAAGAUUGAAUGUUAACUAGUGUUCAAAUGCUUGUAGUACAGGUUACAUGAUGCAUAACGGAAUCAAGAAUGCAUUAGAGGAAGAUUCAGUGUGGUCAGGACUGUCUUAAAUACUCCUGCAUGAAGCUUAACAGGAGGAAUAAGUAGCCUGGUGAGACCUUCCAUAUCAAAAGCUGGAUGUAUUCAAUUCACUCAAAUGCCUGUUUUCUAAAAUGUAAAUAUUUGAUUUAAAUCCCAGUUGAUGACGUUUACAAAAUUGAGUCAGUGGGUCAAUGACCAGAGGGUGACAUUUGUAAUGUUUUCUUCCAAUCAACUGGAACAAAUGCCAGCCUACGUUCAUGUAUUGCAUAAUAAUACAAUUAAGAGUCUACCUACAUUUGCCUUAAGAGCUAUUUUUUAGCCUGUAUAUGGAAGCUAUUAUUGUCCUUGUGGUUUAGAAAAUGAUGUAUGUUUGGGAAAUAAUACUUUUUUUAAUAGCAGCUUUGUCUAGAAUCUAUCAGUAAGAAACAGUGAGAAAAUGAUCACUUGUUUGAGUAACUUGUCGUCACCCAUAAUACUAUGAUCAAGCAGUUUUCCAUUAACAUUUGUAUCAUGUUUAAAUGUGCACAAUUUCCAAAGUGCAUAAUUUAACAAAUAAUUAAGCUGUGGCUGUUUUUUUGCCAGCACACAUAGUGAAAUAACUUAUUUAGGUGCCUUUUCAAUGGGGGGCAGUAAAGAAUUAUUGCAAUAAAAAAAAAGAUACUGUAAGUUAAUUGCACAUUUUUGGUUUUAAAAUUCCUGCAUAAAAAUAACAUAAAAAUAACAUUAAAAAUAGGCCAACACAUAAAUUAAUUAAAUUGAGAGAUUAAAAGUUUCAAUGUGCAUUGUAUUACAUGUUAGCUUCAUUAUAUUGAGUAAAUAAUUAACCGCAUUAUUAUCUACUUUGAUUUAAAAUAGGAAAAAUAUAAAAAAAAACUCACCCCUAAAAAGUGGUUGUUUUCAGGAUGAAAACCAAAAACGGGUAAUUAUGGACAUUGAACACUGUUACUUGGUAGCUGUUUCAUGCGAAUCGAGAUGCCAUCGUCUGUUUUUAAUUUGUGUCAAAGCUGUUGAAGCCUGUUUUACAGUUCUAAUAAAUGUUUUUUCAUUUUGUCUGUUAA
Lethenteron reissneri (Far Eastern brook lamprey) is the source of this 4575-nucleotide messenger RNA. RefSeq names its product GTP-binding protein Rit1-like. Lineage: Eukaryota; Metazoa; Chordata; Hyperoartia; Petromyzontiformes; Petromyzontidae. The record is from RefSeq and is a predicted model, not a curated record. Gene Ontology annotation, biological process: signal transduction. Gene Ontology annotation, cellular component: membrane. Gene Ontology annotation, molecular function: GTPase activity; GTP binding.